Parasteatoda tepidariorum (common house spider) is the source of this 615-nucleotide messenger RNA. RefSeq lists its product as uncharacterized. The record is from RefSeq and is a predicted model, not a curated record. Lineage: Eukaryota; Metazoa; Arthropoda; Arachnida; Araneae; Theridiidae.
AUGAACAGACGUGGAAAAAAAAUUUGCAUACGCAUACCUCUUCUUACUAAUCCGGGCAGAUAUUGUGAAUUUAUAUUGGAAUCUCUCAUUCCAAGACACCUCUACAAAAAGGUUGUUAUUUCUUUUUACUCCAAAGCUGCCAUACAGGCUAUUGCAUCUAAGGAAAUGCCCAUAUCAAAGAAUAUACAAGACUGUCUGGCCCUCUUGGAGAAACUGAAAAUCGAUGGUCGUCAAGUUAUUCUACAAUGGAUCCCAGGACAUUGCGAUAUCUAUGGCAACGAACAAGCUGAUAUGUUGGCAAAACAAGGCACAAAAAUAAUCCAACAACCAAAUUCCAAUAGAUCCUUUCAUUCUACGAAAAUCUACAUCAAAAAUUCAAUGUGGAAAAAUUGGAAAGUGUCCCUUUCUUCCCGUAUAUCCCUGAAAAGUUGGGGGAACUUUUUAGAUCGGGGAAUUACAAACAGACCCGGUGAAAAGGCUGUGGCAGAAUUUAGACUUGCGGUGGGUCAUGACAUUCUUGCGCACGACCUCCACCGCAUUGGUAUUUUUACGAGUCCGACUCGCUCACCCUGUAGGAAAUUCGAAGUAAUGCAUAGGAAGCACUUGAUGGGAUGA